AUGGUGUUGUGGGUAGGAGGGGAAGCUCGGUACUUCAGACAGAACCUGUUGAAUCUGUCCUUCAGUUUGGGGCUUGACGUGAGCGCAGAUGCUGAGAAAGACAGGGGUAGACUAAGGAGCUUUGAUGAGCAAGAGUUUGAAGCUUUCAAGAGGAUAAAGAGAGAGCUUUUCAGAGACAUGCCUUAUCUGUUGAUCAUUGAUAAUCUUGAGAUAGAGAAAGAUUGGUGGGAAGGGAAAGAUCUGAAUGAUUUGAUUCCGAGGAACACUGGAGGGACACACGUCUUGAUCACUACAAGACUCCCUAAAGUCAUGACCUUUGACACGGUGCAGCUUUCUGUAUUGCCUUGUUCUGAUGCAAUGGUGUUACUGAGAGGAAGAAGAAAGAAAGAUUAUCCUCCUGAGGAGUUUGAGUUCCUCAAGAUUUUCGAAGAGAAGCUGGGACGGUUGAGCUAUGGUCUUUGUGUGGUAGGUUCAUUGCUUUCAGAGCUUGCGAUUCCUCCUUCUUCUCUCUUUGAAGCUGUGAACAAAGUUCAAGUCGAGGAACGUUCUGCGUCGCCUUUUCUAAACGAUGAGCAGCAAUACUGCAAAUCCAAUCCGUUCGUUGCAAAGGUCUUAGCUUUCUGCUUGGCUGUUUUGGAGCAAGCUGAAGGAAACAGAAACUUACUCUCGUUGAAAAUGCUGCUUGUGGGAGCUUGGUUCGCUCCGGUUCCUGUCCCGGUUAACUUGUUAGCUGCAGGAGCCAAGAACAUGCCCACAGGUGGGAACCGGUUUGGCAAAUGGAACAAAUGUUUGAGCCACACGUUUGCUUGGUGCGGUGGUUGUGGUCUAGGACGGAGAAGCGAAGAGGAUGCUGCGUUUUUGCUAGUCAGAUUAGGACUAGCGAGGAUAACUAACAGACAACCUGGAUGUUGGAUUCAGUUUCAUCCGAUAACUCAGACAUUUGCGAGGAGAAGAGACUACAUUCUUGCACCAAAGGCAACGGUUCAAGGCGUGAGGAAAAUCGAUAAACCGUUGCUGAAUCUUGACCACCUUUGGGCUUCAGCGUUCUUAGUGUUCGGUUUCAAAUCAGAGCCUCCUUUGGUGCAGCUACAAGCAAUGGAUAUGGUGCUUUACAUCAAGAGAACAGCUCUUCCUUUGGCAAUCACAGCUUUCACGACCUUCUCGAGGUGCAACUCCGCGCUGGAGCUUCUCAAAGUGUGCACCAACGUGUUGGAGGAAGUGGAGAAGUCGUUUGUGUCUCAGAUACAAGAUUGGCGCCAAGGCUCGCUCUGUUGGAAGAAGAAGACUAACAAGAAGGUGGAUGAGUACGUGUGGCAGGAUGUUACGUUGCUGAAAGCUUUGUUGCUAGAGACCAGAGCGAAGCUGCUGCUGCGAGGAGGGCAUUUCGAUAGCGGAGAGGAGCUUUGCAGGACUUGUAUCAGUAUCAGGACGGUGAUGCUUGGCCAUAACCAUGAUCUCACUUUGGCUGCUCAAGAAACACUUGCAAAGUUGGUUAGAAUGAGAAGCAAGAUUUGA
Messenger RNA from Microthlaspi erraticum, 1515 nucleotides. NCBI's taxonomy places the organism in Eukaryota, Viridiplantae, Streptophyta, Magnoliopsida, Brassicales, Brassicaceae. The record is from the annotation of a GenBank genome assembly.